Nicotiana attenuata is the source of this 964-nucleotide messenger RNA. RefSeq names its product dof zinc finger protein DOF2.1-like. Gene Ontology annotation, molecular function: DNA-binding transcription factor activity; DNA binding. The transcript has a single exon. Lineage: Eukaryota; Viridiplantae; Streptophyta; Magnoliopsida; Solanales; Solanaceae. Gene Ontology annotation, biological process: regulation of DNA-templated transcription. The record is from RefSeq and is a predicted model, not a curated record. The coding region runs from base 122 to 874 and encodes 250 amino acids.
GCAAGCCAUAAUUAAGUUUAUCUAGCUUUCUCUGUGAUUCAAAUCAACCCUUCUAGUUUUCUUGAAAGUUUCUAUAUUAUAUUAGAUCAUUCUUGUGUUUUCUGUUGCUGUCUCAACAAAAAUGUCAUCCCAAACACUAGAAAACAUGUUGGCUUACACAAAUAAGCCAGAGCAAGAAAAGAAACCAAGGCCAGCUGCAGAACAAGCACAAAAAUGUCCAAGAUGUGACUCAACCAACACCAAAUUCUGCUACUACAACAACUACAGUCUCACUCAACCUAGAUACUUUUGCAAAUCAUGUAGAAGGUAUUGGACUAAAGGUGGUACACUUAGAAAUGUUCCAGUUGGUGGUGGCUGCAGAAAAAACAAAAGAACAACCUCAAAGAAAAGCCAAUUAGAUCAUGAGUCUAUAGCCAACAGUACUAAUUAUCCACUGUCAUCUUUUACACCAUUGUCAUGUUAUGAUUCAAGUGAUUUAAGUCUAGCAUUUGCUAAGCUCCAAAAACAGGCAAGUGGGAAUUUGGGAAUUGAAGAAAAUGAUAUGUCAAUGAUGUGUAACAAUGUUUACUAUGAUGAUUUUCUUGGUGCACAAAGGGGUGGUUUUCUUGAACUAACCUCAAAUGGAUUCCACCAUAAUAUGUAUCAUGGGAUUGGUAAUGAUAUUGGAAACUUGGGGCAAGUUGAAAAUGGAGAAAUAAUGGGGUUAAAUGUGAGUGCAGAAAUGGGAAUGCUUUAUGAUCAAGAAAUGAUUUUCCCGUGGCAGAUUAAUGGAGAAGUGAACAAUAUGAGUGAUUUCGAAGAUUCAAACAGGCAAAACUGGAAUGGAUUUGAUUCUUCUUUUCAUGGACUUAACCAUAGCAGUCUCAUAGCAUGAAAACCGUUUUCUAUAUUUUAUUUUAUUUUAUUUUACAUGCCUUAAUUAAUGCGUGUAUUAUCAAUACAAUUAUUGUUAUUUAACCUUUAA